GUUAUCCGUAAUUGAAGCUUGUUGGUAUAGCGUUCCAUCACGGAGGCAGUGCUCAAAUCUAUUCGACGCCGAUGGACAUGGUGACCGCGACCAACAGCGUUCGUACUACCACAUCCACCAGCCUCAAUGGUCAGGAGUUACCUAACAUACACAGUUAGUGGUACGGGGGGGCGGUUGCUUUCAAGAGGUAGCACCUGACUAGUUGUGCACAUAUGCAGCUAUGCCCAAGGAUAUUUAUUGCGGACGGUGCCAUGCUUCUUGUCUCUGGAAGGCAUAGGGAAUGAUUCCAUUAUAUUCAAUCCUGCAGUUGCCCAAAGCCUCGCCAGAUAAAUCCGUCUCUUUGUAUAACAUUUCAACUUCAUUAUGGAAGUAACCACGUUUAGCGAAGCCCUCAAGUCCCUGAGCUCUCUCCUUUUCCCUGGGCGGGCUCCAGCGCUACCUGAAAAGCUCGAUGAACCACCUGUUUCUCAUGCGAACCCAAGCGAAGCCAUUAAGGACUACUUACUAGAUAGGAGCCCCGAGUUUCGAGAAAUUAGCGAGCUCCGGCAACGAGGAUGGGACAAUCCCGAGGGAGAUUCUUUCUUUCAGAAGCAGCGACAGAACGCCGACAAGUCUGAUGAGCGGACGGCUGCGUACUUCUUCAACUUGAUGAGACGCAUUGGACAUGAGAUUCAUCGAUCUACCGGCGCCUUCUCUGUACAACACGGCUCACCGUAUCCAAGCAUCCUCGACAUGUGCAUGGCCCCUGGGGGCUUCCUCGAAGUUGCUCUGAGCAAAAGUCCGACUUCUAGAGCCUUAGCCUUUAGCUUACCUGCAUCCGAUGGCGGCCACAAAGUCCUACUCCGUGUGACGUCGAACGUUGAGAUAAGGUAUCUCGAUGUCACUAUGCUCGCGGCGGAGAUGGGGGUUGAGGAAGUUCCUAAGGAUCACCCCGAUGCUAAUAGCUUCUUACCACGUCAGCUCGAGUUGCACCAACUUUUUGACCUGGCCUUCUGCGACGGUCAGGUUCUUCGUACACAUGCGCGGGCCCCGUAUCGAGAGCGGCGAGAAGCGAAGAGGUUGUCAAGCACGCAGUUGGCUCUCGGGCUCGAGCACCUGCGACCAGGGGGGACUAUGAUUGUUCUUCUUCACAAGCUUGAGGCAUGGGACACCGUGAAUAUUUUGUGGAGAUUUUACAAGUUCUCUACCGUAAAACUUCUGAAGCCGAAAUCAGGCCACGCCAAACGUUCUUCCUUUUAUAUGGUAGCUACGGACGUCCAAAGCUGUCACCCCGAGGCUGUUCGAGCAGUCGAUAUUUGGAAAGCUACGUGGAAAGUAGCCACAUUCGGCUCGGACGAGGAGUAUCAACGAAUGAUAUGGGACGGCGAGCUUGGUGUGGAGCAGCUGCUCGACGACUUCGGGCUGGAGCUCAUGGCGUUGGGAAAAGAAAUUUGGAAAGUCCAAGCAGAUGCACUUGCGAAGGCGCCUUUUAUUCAAGAUACGUCAGCUCGCCGGUAGGUAGUGUAAAUUUAAUUGCCACAUCACGUAACAAUAGUAUAGAUGCCAC
Messenger RNA from Daldinia vernicosa, 1546 nucleotides. RefSeq lists its product as uncharacterized. The record is from RefSeq and is a predicted model, not a curated record. The transcript has 2 exons. NCBI's taxonomy places the organism in Eukaryota, Fungi, Ascomycota, Sordariomycetes, Xylariales, Hypoxylaceae. Gene Ontology annotation, biological process: methylation. The coding region runs from base 364 to 1497 and encodes 377 amino acids. Gene Ontology annotation, molecular function: methyltransferase activity.